AUGCCAAGGAAAAUGGUUUAUCCCAAGGAUCGUCGUUUGUUGGUGUACCCUUUACUUAUUGUGUACUUUAUCCUGCUUUGGACUGUGUCCCUGAGCUUAAAUGGAGAAAGGCAGGUAGGGACCUGGACAAGGACAUACCCAUCUGGGUGUGCAAGAAGUUUGUCCGAGUUAUCGCUCUUUUCAGAUGAUUUUACAUUGAGUGAAAACCAGGACACGAAUAAGAAUCACAGCACUUCCAGAAAUGGCCACAAUAACAUGAAGCCGGAGGGGAAUCCACGUGCAGGGAUACAUGCAGUGGGCAGCAGGUCCGACGAAAGCUUAUUCGACAAGUCCGACGAAAGUCUGUUUGACAGGUCUGAUAGGAAGUUGGUUGACAGAUCUGAUAGGAAGUUGGUUGACAGGUCUGAUAGGAAGUUGGUUGACAGGUCCGAUAGGAAGUUGGUUGACAAGUCCGACAGGAAUCGGCUGGAUGCGUCCAAUGAUAGUUUGUUUGACAGGUCCGACGAAAGUCUGUUUGACAAGUCCGACGAAAGUUUGUUUGAUAGAUCCGAUAGAAAUCUUCUUGACGGAUCCAAUGAAAGUUUGUUUGACGGAUCCAAUGAAAGUCUGUUUGACGGGUCCAAUGAAAGUCUGUUUGACAAGUCCGACGAAAAUCUGUUUGACAGGUCCCAUAGGAAGUUGGUUGGCAAGUCCCAUGCGGGAAAAAAUAAGAAGCCCCACCUUCGUCGAAGUUCUGGGGCCUACCCUAAACAAAAUUCUGGGUCCAACCCUCAACAAAGUUCUGGAUCCAACCCUCAACAAAGUUCCGGAUCUUAUCCUCAACAAAGUUCUGGAUCUUACCCCCAGCAAAGUUCUGGAUCCUACGUUCAUACAACGUAUGUAGGUUUUCCUCAUACAACUUAUGUGGCUCACCCUCAUACAACAUAUGUAGGUUACACUUAUCCAACGUAUCUGGGUUACACUUAUCCAUCGUGUGUAAGUUACCCUUAUCACACUUAUGGAGGUUGCACUUAUCCAACUUAUGCAGCUGCGGCAGGACAUUACUGUGGAGGCAUGUACCUUUUUUAA
Molecule: messenger RNA, 1068 nt
Organism: Plasmodium knowlesi strain H
Lineage: Eukaryota; Apicomplexa; Aconoidasida; Haemosporida; Plasmodiidae
Product: Plasmodium exported protein, unknown function
Exons: 2
Coding region: 1-1068 (355 amino acids)
Source: RefSeq, a predicted model, not a curated record